Messenger RNA from Symbiodinium necroappetens, 5718 nucleotides. The record is from the annotation of a GenBank genome assembly. NCBI's taxonomy places the organism in Eukaryota, Dinophyceae, Suessiales, Symbiodiniaceae.
GACUUCGUCUUCCUGAACAAGGGGAUCCUGAGUUACAUGCGGGGCAUCCGGCGCUUGGUCCGAGAGCGCCUCCGGGACUACCUGUACCUGACCGCAGAGGAGCAGGGGGACAACCAGGAGGGCGUGAAGGGCGGUGGCCAAGAAGAUGCCGCAGGAAAGCCUCAGGAUGUCAUUGGUGCCGGGCUUGCAGGUAUCCAGCAGCUCCAGCAGCUGCAGUUACGCAAGGACGCGAGUGCUGUGGCGUUCUUGGAAUGGAUCUAUGAGGCUGGGCAGGCAGUGGGCUCGAUCACGGAUCGGGCAUCUACAUGGUGGAGUGCCAACCUCGACCUCGCGAUGACGGCCUACCACAAGUUCCAGGCGGAGACCCCGUUGAAGCGGCUGACGAUUCAGGCCGGCGAGGACGCCCGGAUCGACAACGAGAAGUGGUCCCGUUUGGAGAAACGGGUCAUGACACUACUGCUUGCGGCGAUGUCCCCCUCCAUCAAGGCCGACAUCACAAUGCUGAGGAUCCACCGGGUGAAGGACUGCCUCUUCAAGCUCUACACAAUCUUCGCUCCCGGUGGGGCAAGCGAGAGGGCAAGCCUUAUCAAGCAGCUCGAGCAUAUCCCAUCUCACGCGAGUGUGGUGGAAACAAUAGCUGCCUUGAGGAGAUGGAAGAAGCUGAUGGGCCGGGCGGCUGAGAUGGGUGUGUCGUUGCCCGAUGGGAGUGUGCUUCUCAUGGCCCUGGAAGGAGCAACUAAGCAGAUCACUGAGGGCAACAAGGACAUCAGCUUCAAGCUGAACAUGGCCAAGAGCGAGCUGGGAUUGCCCCACAAGCCAACCCUCUCCAGCGUCCUCGUGUACUCAGACCACAUCGCAGCGGAGCUCCAGCAGGUGAUCCCCUUCAACAAGGACCAGGCGCCCAAGCUGAAGGCGGUGAACACGGACACAGGAUCACCGGUCUCUACGGCAACCUCGCCUUCUGGAAAGGGUCAGGGACAGAAACAGCCCUGCAAGUUCUGGCUCACAGACGAGGGUUGCAGGCGUGGGGCCAGCUGUAAGUAUGGACAUGUCUUCCAGUCGAAGGAGGAUAAGAAGGCCAGAUGCUGGACGUGCGGUGCGACGACCCAUCGCCAAUCGGAGUGUCCUACGAGGUCUGGUGGAAAGAAGGGCAAGAAGGAUGGUGGAGCCCUCAACAGCUACUUCAACCUCUACGGCUUCGGCAACCAGUGUGACUUUGGAACAUCCUGCACAACAAGCCCCGACCUCAACGGCAUCUACUACCUUUCCAACCUCAACAGGGACUGUGGGUCCCCAACCACAACAAGCGUCCAGUGGGUCGUCGUCGGCAGCCUCAACUAUUCUGCGCAGACCGACGAGGCGGUGAUGGACCUGGAGCUUUUAUUGAGGUCGCAGGGUUUCGAGCAGCACCAAGGCAUGGCUUUAUUGGAUAGCGGGGCAUCUCAUGCCUACCGUGCCCCGCGCACCGUGGAGGAGACGAAGACUGCCAAGCGUGUCCGAGUGCAGUUGGCUGACGGCCGUGCGGUGUAUCUACGACAAAACCCUGGAGGCACUUUGUUGUCGGAGGAGGAGGGUGGCGACACGAUCCUCCCGCUGGGCAGCCUUGUGGAGUCCCUGGGCUGUCGCCUCGAAUGGACGCGUCGCCAUGGAUUGCGAGUACAUCAUCCACGGUACGGCCUUCUUCCCACAAAGCUCAUUGGCAACACCCCAGUGCUCCGUGAGGCCGAAGCCCUUCAGCUCAUCGCUGACAUGGAACAAGUGGAAAUGGACAAGCUCGAGGCCAACGUGACGGAGGGAGCGAUUCGAACGCUCUCGGUGGACGAGGCUCCAGCAACGUGGUUGGAUCACCUCGAGGAGUUUAUCAGCAAGGGGGACAGAGCGUGCCUGAGGAGAAUGCUCCUGGACGAGGAGUCCCCGGUGAAGGCCCUAUCCGAGCAGGAGGUGACUUCCCUCCUAGGUGUGGAGGAGCGGUUACUCUUGUCUGAUGAUGCGGGUGCUCACUACUUGAAGGCGCUUCCUGUAAAUCGGGCCAUGCGAAAACGCCUCCUACGGACUCGAUGGGUGGUUCACUUGUACAAUGGUGAUGAACUAGGGCCAGAAUUCGCCCGAGCGGAGUCCGACGAUGUGACGGUGAUCCGGAUGGACAUGAAGGAUUCCAAGGCCUAUGAUCUUCGGUUCGCCAAUGGGGCCGUGCGUGCUCUUAUGUGGGCAGCAGCAAGGGGCCAGAUCGAAGCUGUACUUGGAGCGCCUCCCCGAGGGUCGGAACACAGCUCGCUCCUCUUCAAGCGGAUGAUGUUGUUGUGGCUGGUGGCCAACUCUGGUGCAGCCCUUAAUGCUUUAUGUGCCCCUUCCUUCACUCUGGAGCUGCCGACCUGGCAUCACUUCUGGACCAGCUCAGCAUGGCUUUCCUUCAGAGACGAAUUGAGGUUUCUUAAGUACCACUCGGUGGCUUGUCAGGGCAACUUGUACUUCCUGGCGUCUUCGCUGGAGCUGUCUGAUGGCCUUGAUGUGGAUGAAGCUAUGAUUCCCACCUUGAACUAUGCUACUCCAGCUUCUUCCUGGCCUUCAACCUUCAAACUUGCCUUGGCGCAGGCCUUGCUCAACUGGAGGCGAAGCGACAUGAGGCGCCACGAGGCUGUGUUGAGCAAGCUGAUUGGGAAUCGGGAGUUGAAUGCAAAGGACUUGGAGUAUUGGCAGUGCCUCACUCCGAGCGCAUACUCGCUUUCCCUGGAUAUUGCUGGACCUAUGAGAACAAAGGGGGAGUCACCAGAUGGCAAGAAGUACCGGUACCUCUUGGUUGGAGCCUAUACGCAUCCCAAGCUCGAUCUUCCCAAGGAUAUCCCCUUUCCAGAUGAUGAGGACGAGGAGAUUGAGCCAGAGCUCGACCCGUUCGAGGAGGAUGAAGGGGCAGCUGUGCCAGAUGAGGAGGAGGAUGAUGAGCAGAAGGAGAUGAACAAGAGGUUCCAGAAGAUCUAUGAGGGUAUCGGUGACAACAUCGAGUACCAGACGCUCCACUUUGCGGUUCCCAUGAACACCCGGACAUCCAAGGAAGUCCGGUCCAAGAUCCAGCAGAUUUAUCUGCAACUCCGACAACAUGGACUACCAUUGGUGCGAAUCCACUCUGACCGAGGACUGGAGCUCAAGGCCAAGGAGACAAGGGCUUGGAUGGCGGACCGCGACAUCCUGGCAACAACAGGUGAGAGCCAACAGCCUCAACAAAACGGUCGUGCUGAAGCCCUGGUUCGGACGAUCAAGAGGAGGGUGAAAACUUUGUUGCGGUCGGCAGGCCUCCCUAUAGCGUGCUGGCCCUCAGCGGCGGAGUUUGCAGCGAGAAGGCAAAGGGAUUUGGCCCUUGGGAACUAUGAGGACAAGGAUCUACCCUAUGGUGCCCCUACGCACGUGAAGUACAAGCGUUUCGGAGAAGGAGGCCGCUACGACCUCUUGGAGCGAUGGAAGGAGGGAGUCUUUGUUGGCUACUCCAACGAUGUAUCGCUAGGGAGGGUUGUGAGACACAGCGAUGGUUCGUACACAACCUCUGUACACAUCCGCCCCUACCUCAUCGACACCGAGGACCUGGUCGAGUUUGGACCUCACGAGGUGGAAGUUCCAGUCCCGGAGAGGCGCGUUCGAGGGAAGGCCUCGGUCGCCCAGCUUCUACAGGAUCCUAUCAAUGAUCUGGACAGAGCAGCGAAGAAGUACAUUGAUGAGGGCAAGUACGAUUUGGAAACAGUCGUGGAGCUGUGGGAAAUGCUGAGAUCAAGGGCCCGGCGAACUACCCGAAACACCCAAGGCGAAGGACUUCAAUGGAUGGUGGGCCAGUAUACGCAUGGAGGCCAGUGUGGUGUGGUCAAUGACACCAAUGCCUAUCCGUUUGUGACCCUCUACCUAGUGAAGGCCUUCAAGGAGCUGACGGGCGUCAACGAUUUCACCUCGCUUCUCAUCACUGAGGAUGUGGGAAUGAAAUGCCACCGGGAUGUUCACAACUAUGUGGUGUGUGGCUGGAAGCGGACCCCGGAUCCUACAGCUUCCAAGAUGAGUGGCGACAACUACCAAACCGGGGAUGGAGACGAGGGCGGGUACACGAACUACAACCUGGAGACGACGGCUGGUGAUGACCACAUAUACUCCAAGAACUUCUUCUAUGAGGACCCGGAUGUCAACGAGGCGAUCCUCUUCCUGGUAAAGGAAGCCGAAGGGGAGAGGCGCCAACGAACUCAGCAGAUCAGUGAGGAACUUCAACAACUACAAGAGGAUGUUUUGGGGCGUCUGAAGGAGAGGAGGGAAUGGUUACAAGAGUUCUUGGCUGAGGAGGAGAUCCUGGCGGAGGAGAUUGGUGUUGUGGGAGAAGCCAUCAACGAGGAGAUCAUGGGCAUCAACGACCUGGUCAGGGACUUGAUCCAGGAUGUGGAGAAGCAGGUCACGGAGGUGGAAAGGAAAUGCGAGAGCCUCUACCUAAGGGUGGCCAACGUCGAUGAUGACAAGGAGAUUGGAGACAUUGAAGAGUACCUGGCCAACCUCAAGAAGGACCUGGAAGUGACGCUGGAUGUCCCGCUCGAUCAGGUCAAGCACAACUUGGACCGGUGGGUGGAGCCGAUGGCCAAGGAGCUAGCGAACCUCGAAGAGAAGACGGGUGCCAUCGAGCGAUGGUCAAUUGCCGAGGCCCGCAAGCUGGAGAGCGAAGGGCGACUUAUCCUUAUUCCAGGAAAGGUCGUCUGCACAGUUAAGCCCCCAGCACCUCUGGGUCCAGGUUCCCCGCCGAGUACAACGCCGCGCUGGAAACGAAAGGCUCGGGUGGUGAUUUGUGGAAACCUGGCGGGCCAAUUGCACGACCCGAACGACCUCUUCGCGGCGGGAGCAAGUGUGGAAGGUUUGCGCUUGGCGCUGGCCAUUGCGGUGUCUAUGGGCUGGUGUGUUGCUUCAACGGAUGUUUCUGCUGCCUUCCUUCAGGCGAAAUGGCCACGAGACAGGCCCACCUAUGGUGUCCUGCCGCCGAAGGUUCUUCAGCAAGCUGGACUAGUGGAACAUGGCGUGGUGUUCAUUGUCCGAAGGGCGUUGUAUGGUUUGCGGGAAAGCCCCGCCUUGUGGGCGGCACACCGGACCGAGGUCCUCGAGAAGCUCUCGGUGGAUACAAAGGAGGGAAGAGUCUUCUUGAAGCAGAUGACCACGGACAGUGAGCUGUGGAUGAUCUUGUUGGAGCCUACCCAGGGUGCCAAACCGAUCUUGCGAGGCAUCCUUGUGACCUAUGUGGACGACCUCCUCUACUUGGCGGCAAGGGACAUUAUCACCAGCCUCCACGAGAAGAUUGGCUCUAUUUGGCCGUGUUCCGAACUGGAGUUUGCAACGGAGGGUCUGAGGUACCUUGGCAUGGAGCUGGUUCAGGAGGAGUCUGCAGUGACCCUUUCUCAAGAGGCCUAUGUGGACAACCUGGUGAGAUUACAUGGGCUGGACCCGCAGUCCAAAUCGGGCCUGCCGUGUCCUAAAGAGUGGCUUCAAGAUGAAGACUUCAACGAUGUUGCUGAGAACUUCGAUGAGGAGGAGCUAAGACGAGCACAGAAGGUCACAGGCGAAUGCCUGUGGCUGGCCUACCGUACUCGCCCUGACAUCCUGUUCGUGACGAACUACAUGGCCGCGAUGACCUCCAAGAAGCCAGUGAAGGUUUACGAUGUGGGCUUGAAAGUGAUCGCUUACCUGAACUCAACCUCCACGUUGAAGUUGAGA